This is a messenger RNA of Macrosteles quadrilineatus (aster leafhopper), 800 nucleotides long. RefSeq lists its product as uncharacterized. The transcript is spliced from 4 exons. The record is from RefSeq and is a predicted model, not a curated record. Lineage: Eukaryota; Metazoa; Arthropoda; Insecta; Hemiptera; Cicadellidae. Bases 46 to 387 code for a protein of 113 amino acids.
GCCAAAUGCAGAUAUUGUCCUACUACUACUAUUGCUAUAUCAUCAAUGGGAAAACAAGCACUCAAGAACGGGAAGUCAUUUAAAAGGCAAGAAGCACAUACAGGCGCAUCUAUGGCCCGGUCUGCUAAUUUGAAGUCUUUCUUGAAGAGUAGCACCGUUACUUCAGCCACAGAUGACCAAUCGUCAAUAAAGCCCACAUCAAGAGUUGAAGAAUUUGCGACUAUGUUGCCUGGGCCGUCUUCUUCAGGGUCAUCUAGGACAAUCUUAGAUGCACCAAGCACCUCCACAGCUACUGUUGCUAUUGAAACCAACUAUGAUGUAGGCCUAGACACAGUGUUAAAAAGUUCAGCCAUUCAAAAAGGAACCAUUCCAUAUCAACAGAGAUAAGUUGCACUUGGCAAGGCAAGUAAAAAAAGGAAAAGCAGGUGAUUCACUGUUCACAAAAAACCUAUUGACACUUCUUUGGGAGCCUGAAGUCUUGGAGAAUAGGAGUGUUACUGGCAGAAAAUGUAACGCCCUCAAGGACGCCGAGGCAAAACAACGUUUAACUCCACAAAAAAUGGACAGAUUAAAGAAACUUUUUCAAGAAAGGUUGUAUGACGAGGACCCAACCAUAUCCACCAAUGAAGUGGAAUUACGCACUGCAGCCAUUAAUCAAUAUGUGAGUCAAAAGAUAUUCACUCUCAACAGAAGCCACUCAACUGGACUAAAGCCCCGAGAACCUCUGGAGACAAAUAUUUCAAAGCGAUCAACCGAUGCCUAGGAUAUUACUUAUCAAUCUGCAGACAGUUUAUGUUUGC